AUGAUAUUAUAGAAGAUGCGAAUAAAAAUAUUAAAAAGGUGUUUCUAGCAGGGGUUGCACCUGAAUUUCGACAAGAAGCAUAUAUAAUUGGUCUUAAAUUAACAUUGGAUAGAUUGGCACAGGAGCUAGA
Molecule: messenger RNA, 130 nt
Organism: Racocetra fulgida
Lineage: Eukaryota; Fungi; Glomeromycota; Glomeromycetes; Diversisporales; Gigasporaceae
Source: the annotation of a GenBank genome assembly